This is a messenger RNA of Arachis stenosperma, 1893 nucleotides long. Its product is annotated as receptor-like protein EIX2. The record is from RefSeq and is a predicted model, not a curated record. The coding region runs from base 1 to 1893 and encodes 630 amino acids. NCBI's taxonomy places the organism in Eukaryota, Viridiplantae, Streptophyta, Magnoliopsida, Fabales, Fabaceae. Gene Ontology annotation, molecular function: protein binding. The transcript is spliced from 4 exons.
AUGGCAGACACUCAGAAACGGCCGGAAAACACCUGCAGAAGGGAAACGAGGGCCAAAAAAAACUGGGCAUCGGAGCGUGACGUUCACGCGCAGUUGACGGCGGUGAAAUUUUGGGGACAGGCCGAACUUGGCUUUCCGGUUCUGAUUCUGGGGUUGCUUCGGAGUGGUCUUCAGGGGAAUAGUAAACUUUCAAGGGCAAUCCCUUUUGAGAGUGGUGAUCUUCCAUUGCUACAAACUCUCAAGCUUCUUGGUGACUUUGUUUUCGAAACUAAAGUUGCAGAAUGGGUGUCUAAUCUCUCCUUUUUUAGGAAUCUUGAAUUUGUGUCAUUGAUUCUUGGCAACCCUCAUGAAUGGCUCCAAAUAAUUCGAAAGCAUAUUCCAAAUUUAACAGGAGUGAUCCUUGACCUUUCUUAUAACAAUCUCACUUCAUCAAUAUUUCAAGGCAAUUUUAACUUUGGCUCCAACCUUGAAGAGCUUGAUUUGUCAAAUUGCAGUCUUAUGGAUACAAGUUUUCUCGUGUCAUCUACUUCCAUUAUGAAUUCUUCAUCUUCUCUUGUUGUUCUUCGUCUCUCCACUAACCUAUUCACAUCAUCAAAUAUAUUCCACUGGAUUUUCAACUUCACAACCAAUAUUCACACCCUUGAUCUUGGUGGCAACUUGUUAGAAGGCCUUGUUCCAAUAGGUUUUGACAAACCAAUGAACUCUCUUGAAUAUCUCGAUCUCUCUUUAACAAGCUGCAAGGAGAUAUUCCAGCUUUGUUUGGAAAUAUUUGCACGUUGCAGAUACUAUACUUGUCAUCUAACAACUUCAGUGGGGACUCUUCAAACUUCUUUCAAAAUUCUUCAUGGUGCAACAGACAUAUUUCGUGGGCUAUCCUUGUCUGACAAUCGAAUCACUGGUGUGAUACCUAAAAGCAUCGAAUUGUUAUCUGACUUGGAGUAUCUGAACCUACAGAAUAAUUGUUUGAAGGGUGAAAUCACUGAAUCAUAUCUCAUGAGCUUUUCUAAAUUAAAAUACUUGUACUUGUCACACAACUUAUUAUCUCUAAAUUUUGUCCCCAACUGGAUUCCUCCUUUCCAAAUAGUAGUUUUGGAACUAGUAUCUUGCAGGCUGGGUCCUAGCUUUCCAAGUUGGCUACUGACUCAAAAUUACAUAGAUUAUCUGGAUAUUUCUGAUGCGGGGAUUCAUGGCUUUGUACCUGAGUCAUUUUGGUACAAGUUGCAACUUGGAUAUUAUUUGAAUAUGUCCCACAACAAUUUUGAAGGUGUUAUUCCAACUUUACCAAAAGGUGUGGAAAACUGGUUCAAGGAUCCAGAGUUUGGUCUUAAGGCCAUUGAUCUCUCAGGUAAUCAGUUAACCCGUGAAAUUCCAAAAGAGAUCGGAUAUUUGGUUGGAUUAAAUGAACUGAAUUUAUCAAGAAAUAAUCUAAAAGGAGAGAUUCCUUCAGAAAUCGAAAAUCUAACUUCUCUGGAUUCCCUUGACCUAUCAAGAAAUGAUUUGUGUGGUAGAAUUUCUUCAAGUCUGUCCCAAAUUGAUGGGAUUAGUGCGUUAGACUUGUCAUACAACAAUCUAUCUGGAAGAAUUCCAUCAGGGAGACACAAGGAUACCUUUGGAGCCUCUUUCCUUGAAGGAAAUCCUAAUCUAUGUGGUGAGAAACUCCACAAAACUUGUCCAGAAGACAUAACACUAACAAAGCCACAAGAACCAACAACACAUGAUGAUGUAGAUGACAAUUCAGAUUUUUAUGAAGCAUUAUACAUGAGCUUGGGUUUUGGAUUUUUCACGGGCUUUUGUGGCCUUUUAGGGCCAUUACUGUUUUGGAGGCCUUGGAGAAUUGCUUAUCUCAGAUUCUUGAACAAAUGGGCAGACUACAUAUAUGUAAUUGUGGAUUGA